This is a messenger RNA of Aspergillus oryzae RIB40, 1542 nucleotides long. Its product is annotated as FMN-dependent alpha-hydroxy acid dehydrogenase. The coding region runs from base 1 to 1542 and encodes 513 amino acids. Gene Ontology annotation, molecular function: heme binding; oxidoreductase activity. NCBI's taxonomy places the organism in Eukaryota, Fungi, Ascomycota, Eurotiomycetes, Eurotiales, Aspergillaceae. The transcript has 6 exons. The record is from RefSeq and is a predicted model, not a curated record.
AUGGUCGAUAUGUGUGUCAAAGCCAAGAAUUGCAGUUUUACGUUCCGCAAUCUUAGUCUCCUUGAAUUGCAAGUUGAACAACAUUGUACCAGGAGAAGCUGCUGGAUAAUCAUUGACCAAACUGUCUAUGAUAUUACAGACUUCCUGGACGAACAUCCAGGAGGAGCAAGCAUUCUACUUCAAUAUGCUGGAAAUGACGCAACUAAAGCAUUUCAGUCGAUUCAUGAAGCCGAUAUUCUUACCCGACACCUUGAUCAAGCACAAAUCCUAGGCCCAGUCUCGACGGCCCUUGAGGAAAAGAAGCCCGAACUUGCGGCCGUGUCAGAGACGAGAGUGCGGCUCUCCUCCGUCAUUAGCAUUCUAGAUUUUGAAUACGCGGCAUCGCAAAAUCUUCCUCCUGCUGCUUUUGCUUUUCUUAAAUCGGGCUCCGAAGACGAACAUGCGGCCAAAUGGAACCGAGAUUCGUGGAAAACGAUCCGUUUCCGUCCGCGUGUACUCCGACCAAUCGACGGAAUUGACAUAUCGCGGUGUAUUCUAGGAACCAAGUUCGCUGCGCCUUUUUUCAUUUGCCCAGCUGGAGGUGCCAAGCUUGCUCAUCCUCAGGCUGAUUUGUGUCUGACUAUGGCUGCUGGUCGACAUCACAUCUUGCACUGGGUAUGCAACAACAGUCACAUGUCUCAGAAAGAUAUGAGCGAUGCACGUGCACCUGACCAGACCACAUUCUGGCAAAUUUAUGCAAGGUCGGACCUUGAUACUACGACUCAAGAAGUCAAACAGGCGAUCAAUUUGGGAUAUAAGGGGUUUGCGCUGACUGUGGAUGCUGUUCGUGCCGGGAAGCGAGAGCGUGACUUACGAGUGACCUUAGCUCAGCGUGAACAAGACGGUAUCAGAGUCAAUGAUGAUGACGAGGAAGACGACAACUUUGCUAGAGAGCCUUCAGUGGGGCGACCCGCGGUGCACCCCGGUUUUGACUGGGUUUCUGCUAUGAAAUGGCUUCGAGGUAUGACUGAUCUGCCUAUUGCUAUCAAGGGAAUCCAGUGCUGGGAAGAUGCGGUAUUGUGCAUGGAAUAUGGCGCUCAUCCGUGGCUUUCAAAUCACGGAGGCCGCCAGCUAGAUUCCGCUCCUUCGGCGGUGGAGACACUAGUCUCUAUACGCCAACACUGCCCAGAAGUCUUUGACAAGUGCGAGGUUAUUGUCGAUGGCGGUAUCACCCGCGGUUCCGAUAUUGUUAAAGCCCUUGCGCUCGGUGCCAAGGGCGUCGGGCUGGGCAGGCCGUUUCUCUAUUCCGCAGCCUUUGGCGGAGCAGGCGUCAGCAAGGCAAUACGCAUCUUAAAAAAUGAGGUUGAGACAACAAUGGCCUUACUGGGCAUAACUUCGCUCAAUCAACUGAAUCCUUCCUAUUUUCACGCUGACUUGAAGGCAUACAGGUUGAUAUCUCCUCCAUCCCACUUGGCUUUGCGAGAUCAGUGCUAUAGACAUUUGGUAGUGAGAUUAAAGCCUUGUUUUAAUUACAGGACUAAGCGGUUUGAGUGUCGCUUUUGA